Molecule: messenger RNA, 399 nt
Organism: Capsella rubella
Lineage: Eukaryota; Viridiplantae; Streptophyta; Magnoliopsida; Brassicales; Brassicaceae
Exons: 2
Coding region: 1-399 (132 amino acids)
Source: RefSeq, a predicted model, not a curated record
AUGGCGUUGAUUAUAAGAGGUGGAGAGCAAAGAGAUUUUGCUGAAGACGGGCAAGAUCAAGACGAGUUCCACAUUGACAAGCUUGCUCAAGAUUCUUACCCAGAAAAUGACGACGAGAAAGAAGGUCGUCCUCGUGGUACGGAUAGAGUAUUUAGUGACAUCGGCUGUGGUGAUGGAACGAUGUGGGAAGAUAAAUCCUUCUACAAUGGAAUCGCCUUCAAGGAUUGUGUGUUGGAUUAUGCACUGCACACGGGAUACAACCUGAAGCAGUACAUGUAUGAUAAAGAUAAGCUUUUGUUUAGAUGUGUUGGGGAAAAGGGAAAAUGUGAAUGGAAAGUGGAAUCGGUUAGCAAUUCUGCAGUGGCUGUUGGAACUAAGAGAGAAAACAAAAUUCUGUAA